UUUCUUGCCUUCCUAUAUAUUUGGCGACUUCUCCUCCUUCCCUCCCUCUCUCUCCCUCCCUCAGCACCCCCCACCAAGGAAACCCUCGCAAGAAUCCGGGCGCAGUCGCAGUUUCUUGAACCCACCAAAGCCUCCUCCCGCGAAAGCGGAAAGCCCUUUUCUUGGUUGCCCGAUUCCUUCCCGAAGUUCACCGUCAUCAUCUUCUCCAAGAAAGAUCCGAACCCAAGAAACGGAAGAUGGCCAGUCUCCUCCGGAGGAAGAACCCCGCCCUCUUGUGUUCCCUCCACAAGCAGGCGAUCACGCAUUCCGUGGCCAAAGGGUAUUCGAUCCCCAGGGCCUGCCGCCAUUCCCCCGAGAACCAGACGUCCUCGGCCAGAGCUUACUUCCGUCCCCGUCGUUUCUCGAGGAAAGCGAGGGAAUACCAUCCCUCCCCGGCUGCUUCCUUCUCCUCCUCGUCGCCGGCUUCUUCUCGGGUCGGGUUCGUGAGCUGGUAUCUGGGUAUGGUCAAGUCCCGACCCGUUUUCACCAAGAGCGUCACUUGUGGUCUUAUUUACACUGCUGCUGAUUUGUCCUCUCAGACGCUUGCGAAGUCAUCUUCAGAAUCUUAUGAUCUUGUGAGGACAUUACGGAUGGCUGGAUAUGGUAUGUUGAUUUUGGGGCCGUCGCUGCAUUUUUGGUUCAAUUGCAUGUCGAGACAUUUUCCAAAGCAGGAUCUUGCGUCCACGUUGAAGAAAAUGGUCAUGGGGGAGACCCUUUACGGACCCGCUAUGACCGUGGUUUUCUUUUGCGUGAAUGCCGGUCUACAAGGUGAGAAUGGGACCCAGAUUGUUGCUCGAUUGAAACGGGACUUGAUUCCAACAUUGGUUAAUGGAUUUGUGUACUGGCCCUUUUGUGAUUUCAUCACGUUUAGAUUUACCCCUGUUCAUUUACAGCCUCUCGUGAGCAACUCGUUCUCAUAUAUAUGGACCAUAUAUCUAACUUACAUGGCUAGUUUACAGAAAGUGGAUUCAACUGCUAAGCUAACUACAGAGGCCGCCAUUUCUCCACCGCAAUAGGCUCUGGAUUUUACUUCAGGUUGCCACUCACAGUACAUGAAAUCUUGUCCUGUGCAGUUUUUAGGACUUCAGGAGAUGCAACAAUGGGAUCUUCUUCAGAGCAGAGCAUAUGGUUCAAAGAGAAAAGGAACCACCCUGAUUAUUCUUCUAGUUUAAGGAACAACCCCAUUGUCUAGGAGACGUCUUCAUCAUGUUAUUCAAUUACUUGCAUGAGAUGUAAUUAGGCAGUUCGGCAUCACAGGUUACUGUAAAGCACUACUCAAUGAAGUUCUUUUAGGCAUUUUUUCCUGAGAAUUUGCUUUGGCUCGUGUAGUUCCAUUCCUCAUUUUCCUUGGCGCAUAUUGUUGGAAAAACUUGCUUACCUACAGGUAAUCGAGCUAUUCCAGAGCACAUUGGCUUUCUAUAUUUUAUCAGUUUUCUUUUAUGAUCA
Messenger RNA from Eucalyptus grandis, 1485 nucleotides. RefSeq names its product PXMP2/4 family protein 4. The record is from RefSeq and is a predicted model, not a curated record. The transcript is spliced from 4 exons. Bases 237 to 1055 code for a protein of 272 amino acids. Gene Ontology annotation, cellular component: membrane; cytoplasm. NCBI's taxonomy places the organism in Eukaryota, Viridiplantae, Streptophyta, Magnoliopsida, Myrtales, Myrtaceae.